This is a messenger RNA of Nelumbo nucifera (sacred lotus), 1251 nucleotides long. RefSeq names its product protein PLANT CADMIUM RESISTANCE 6-like. NCBI's taxonomy places the organism in Eukaryota, Viridiplantae, Streptophyta, Magnoliopsida, Proteales, Nelumbonaceae. The record is from RefSeq and is a predicted model, not a curated record.
CUAUAGACUUGGACGAGUGCACGUUCUCCUCUCUGUAUAAAUAUCCACUUUCUCUUCUGUUUAUACAAAGCUUUCUCAAAGCAGCUGAGUUGGAUAUCUUCUAGACCCGUAAAACACAAGCGAAGAGCAAAUGGGGCGUCCACAAAGAGAAAAUCCUCAACCAGAAUAUGAUCCGACACAACCCCAGGAGAGAUCUCCGGAAGCCUACGAGGCUAACCCCCAUGAGGCCAACCAGCCCCAAUCACCUUACCCACCGGAAAAUGACCCUACCACCCAACAACAGUUCCAGUUCCAGACACCACCGCCACCACAACCGGCACAAUACGCACCACAAGAACCACAAUAUCAACCAACACAAUACCCACCUCCGAACCAGCAAACAAAUCCAGUGUACCCACCACCGCAACCGGCGCCAUAUCCACCGCAGAACUCGACAUACCCUAGUAAGCCCGCACCAUACCCGCCUCAAAACCCGACUUACCCACCUCAACCAGCACGAUAUCCUCCUCCAGUCAAUCCACAACAAUUUCCCCCUCAACCGGUGCAAUUCCCUCCGCCAGCACUCCAGACCUACCCCCAACAGCCACAAUCUCCUCUCAAGCCUCAGCCAAAUGCUGCAGCGGGGAUCCCUGUGCAAUAUCCGGCGGUUGGCACUGAGCCUUGGUCAACCGGUCUAUUCGACUGCAUGGAAGAUCCCACCAACGCUGUCACCACGGCUUUCUUUCCCUGCCUGACGUUCGGGCAAGUCGCAGAGAUCGUCGACAAUGGCUACACUAAUUGUGGGACUAGCGGGCUACUUUACGGUGCAAUUGCCUUACUCAUUUGGAUUCCGUGUAUCUACUCUUGCACUUACCGUACCAAGCUGAGGAACAAAUUUGGGCUUAUGGAGGCACCCGCCCCGGAUUGGGUCACUCACUUCCUUUGUGAAUGGUGCGCUCUUUGCCAGGAAUACAGGGAACUUCAACACAGAGGCUUCGACCCUUCAAUAGGAUGGCUUGGAAACGUAGCGAGACAACAGCAGCAGCAGGCACAAGUUGCCAUGGUGCCACCGACUACCCAAACUAUGAUGGGUUGAUGAAAAGUUUGAUUUACUUAGACGGAUAUGAUCUUUUCUGGCCUCUAUUUCUAUUUUUCUUUCUUUUUAUCGGCGCUUUCUUUUAUCUCGUCUGUAAGUAGAAUUGUCUUUGAUAAGUUCUGUAAGUGGAAUGAUUGGUCAAAAUAUUAUUACAAGUACUGGUUAUUAUGUAUUAA